AAAACCUUCGCCAGCGCGAAGGAAUGUAUUGUUUGGUCCAGAAGAUGUGGUGGAUUGACGAACAGACAAAGUGCAUUCCGCUCUGGCCGCGUUUGCGGGGUGUGUGACAGCGAAGGGGUCGGCACCACUGCGGCUGUCAGGGGGCGGCGGCCGCAGCCUUUGUGCGGAGGCUGCUCCCGGCUCCCGCCGCUGGGGGGCGGCCUCCAGCCCGUGGACCCCCGACAAUAGCGCAAGGGGUGGGGAGCCGCGCGGUCCGGAAACUUUAACCUGGAGUCCGGGCCGCCGCCGCCGCCCGCGCCCGGGAGCGCAGAGCUGGGCGCGCCCAUCUCGCCCGCGGUCGGGGCGCUCGGAGGGCUGCCGCGGGGGAACCUCACCCGGAGAAGGGGCGAGGGGCGGCCGGGGAGGCUGCGCACGGGUCCCGGCCACGCGGAAGGCUCCAGCCCUGGCCGGCGGGCCGAGCCUGCUAUGGGGGAGGCGCCCAGCCCCGCGCCCGAACCAGCGCCCGAACCCGCGCCCGCGCCGGCCCUUUGGGACUGGGGCUACUUGGACCGCUGCUUCGCCCGCCACCGCGUCUGCAUCUCCUUCAGCCUGUGGCUCUGCGCCUCCUCCUGCUGGAUCGCCGCCCACACACUGCUUCUCUAUCUGAGAUGUGUGAAGAAAUGCAGACAGGACCAGUCAGCGCUGUGUGCUGCGUGCUGCCUCCUGGCCAGCCUGUGUGACACGGUCGGAGCGAUUCUGGCCAGACAGCUCACGAUCCAGGUUUUCACUGGUGCCUACCUAGCAGCUGUUGACCUGAUGAACUUUGUGUCCAUUCUCUUCCCAGUCUGCGGCUCAAAGUUCAAGUCUAAUUCGGGUCACGGCUCCCAGGAGAGGAAGGGGAGGCGGCGGCUCAGGGCCAGUGUAUUUGCCUUGACUCUGCCCCUGAGCCUGGGCCCCUGCUGGGCUCUCUGGGCUGCUGUCCCGAAAGCUUCAGGCCUUGUCCAAGGGCCACAGCGGAGGCUGCUGGGAAGCCGGCUGCAGGACAACACCGAAAUGUUUGGCUACCUGCUGGGUGGCGUCGCCGCCUGCGGCUCCUGGGCUUCCCGGGUCCCCCCACUCUCCAGAAUCUGCCGGGGUAAGACGUUUCCCUGCAUCCACCUGUGGACCCGGCUCCUGUCGGCCCUGGCUGGCCUCCUCUACGCCUCAGCCAUUGUGGCCCAUGACCGGAGGCCUGAGUACCUGCUGCGGGCCACACCCUGGUUCCUGACCUCCCUGAGCCGCGCUGCGCUGGACCUCGCUAUCAUUUUCCUUUCCUGGGUGAUGAAAAGCAAGAUGAGGCGGGCCUUGGGGUUUGCCUCUGAAGCCAGAGAGAGCCCCGACACCCAAGCCCUUCUGACCUGCGCAGAGAAAGAGGAAGACAACGAGGAGGCGAGGAAUCAGGGGCUGGAAAACCGCUGGUCCCACCAGUGUUUGCAUGUGGAGGCGACCGAGAAUUCAGAUUGGGUGCCUCUCACUGCACUACCGCACUGCCAGCCACUCAGGACAAUGACAGCCAUCAGUCACUACAUGGAGCUGACCAUCGAGCCCGUGCAACAGGCAGGCUGCAGCGCCGCCAGGCUGCCGGGCGACGGACAGAUGAGCACGGGAGACGCGCCCCUGCAGGAGCCCCCCUCGUACCCUCCCAUUCGGGUCAUCCGGGCCCGCGUGUCUUCCAGCAGCUCCUCCGAGGUCCCCUCCAUCAACUCCGACCUUGAGGUACCCGCUGCUGCCUGCCUGCCGGUGCCUGGGCGCCCUCCUCCAUGACCCUGCGGUGCCGCAGGUGCUGGCGCUGCAGCUUGCCAGUCCGCCCACGCUCGCCUCCGCCUGCUGAAUAAUGAAUGAGUCCGCUGGCUGCUGCCCGCCAGCUCCCACCGCCAGCGCCGACAAGGGGUUUCCAUGGUCACGUUCCCAGCGAAACACUGCACGGUGCAGCGCGGCCUCGGAGAAUCACUUGCACAUGCAGUUACGCAAAUAAAUGCGUGAAUAAUAUAUAAGCUUUGAAAGCGUCUCAGUGUUUCCCAAACCCAUGUGACCAUGGAAGCGUCCCUCCCCCCAUACCCCCUUCCCCCAACACCGGCUCCCCAUAGUGCCCUCAGUGUCGUACUUGGGAUCGCAUAAGCUUGGCAUUUUCAUAAACUUUACCUCCUUUUGAUUUGGGGAUCUGUGAACAAAACAUCCCAUUUCGGAUACCACAGACGGGUGUAGCCCUCGGGUCUGGGCUGUCCUGUCCCUCAGGCCCGCAGCUCCGGGCCUGGGUCUGGAAAAUGAGAACAAGGACGGUGUAGUUGCCAUGUGCUGUCAGCAGGGGGAGGACUGCCCUUCAUUCUGGGUUUGUGUUCUGUUUUGGUGUUAAAAUGCCCUUUUAGGAAAUGAUGAUCAACUA
This is a messenger RNA of Myotis daubentonii (Daubenton's bat), 2401 nucleotides long. It is a transcript of the gene TMEM44, whose product is annotated as transmembrane protein 44. The coding region runs from base 466 to 1782 and encodes 438 amino acids. NCBI's taxonomy places the organism in Eukaryota, Metazoa, Chordata, Mammalia, Chiroptera, Vespertilionidae. Gene Ontology annotation, molecular function: basic amino acid transmembrane transporter activity. The transcript has 9 exons. The record is from RefSeq and is a predicted model, not a curated record.